Molecule: messenger RNA, 2231 nt
Organism: Talpa occidentalis (Iberian mole)
Lineage: Eukaryota; Metazoa; Chordata; Mammalia; Eulipotyphla; Talpidae
Gene: KCNJ5
Product: potassium inwardly rectifying channel subfamily J member 5
Exons: 3
Coding region: 225-1484 (419 amino acids)
Biological process (GO): regulation of monoatomic ion transmembrane transport; potassium ion import across plasma membrane
Cellular component (GO): plasma membrane
Molecular function (GO): G-protein activated inward rectifier potassium channel activity
Source: RefSeq, a predicted model, not a curated record
UAGACGGAGAGAGUGACGGAAGGGGCCGGCUGGGAAGGGACAGGAGGCUUCGGCUGACUCGACAGGGAGGAAUUCUAGGCAAUCUGAGGCUGUGGCAAUGCCCGGGGCAGGGGAGUCCCCUGAAGGGCCCUGAAUGCCCCCACACCACCUCAAAGAGACACCCCAGAAGUUAGCAUCAGUGGGACUUGGAAGCUCCGAUCUCAACAACUUGAGGUGCCCCAGCUAUGGCUGGUGAUUCCAGGAAUGCUAUGAGUAAGGAUAUGGAGAUUGGAGUUCCCCCCAGGGACCCUAAGAAGAUGCCCAAACAGGCCCGCGAUUACAUUCCCAUUGCCACCGACCGCACACGCCUGCUGGCAGAAGGCAAAAAGCCCCGCCAGCGCUACAUGGAGAAGAGUGGCAAGUGCAAUGUUCACCACGGCAACGUCCAGGAAACCUACCGGUACCUGAGCGACCUCUUCACCACCCUGGUAGACCUCAAGUGGCGCUUCAACCUGCUCGUCUUCACCAUGGUCUACACCAUCACUUGGCUGUUUUUUGGUUUCAUUUGGUGGCUCAUUGCUUAUAUCCGGGGUGACCUGGACCAUGUUGGUGACCAAAAGUGGAUUCCUUGUGUUGAGAACCUCAGUGGCUUCGUGUCUGCCUUCCUGUUCUCCAUUGAGACAGAAACCACCAUCGGUUAUGGCUUUCGAGUGAUCACAGAGAAGUGUCCAGAGGGGAUCAUACUCCUCUUGGUCCAGGCCAUCCUGGGCUCUAUUGUCAAUGCCUUCAUGGUGGGCUGCAUGUUUGUCAAGAUCAGUCAGCCAAAGAAGAGAGCGGAGACCCUCAUGUUCUCCAAUAAUGCCGUCAUCUCCAUGCGGGAUGAGAAGCUCUGCCUCAUGUUCCGGGUGGGGGACCUUCGCAACUCCCACAUCGUGGAGGCCUCCAUCCGUGCCAAGCUCAUCAAGUCCCGGCAGACCAAAGAAGGGGAGUUCAUCCCCCUGAACCAGACCGACAUUAACGUGGGCUUUGACACUGGGGACGACCGUCUCUUCCUGGUGUCCCCGCUUAUCAUCUCCCAUGAGAUCAAUGAGAAGAGCCCUUUCUGGGAAAUGUCUCGAGCUCAGCUGGACCAGGAGGAGUUUGAAGUCGUGGUCAUUCUAGAAGGGAUGGUGGAAGCAACAGGUAUGACUUGCCAAGCACGGAGCUCCUACAUGGAUACAGAGGUGCUCUGGGGUCACCGGUUCACACCAGUCCUCACUUUGGAAAAAGGCUUCUAUGAGGUGGACUACAACACCUUCCAUGACACCUAUGAGACCAACACGCCCAGCUGCUGUGCCAAAGAGCUGGCAGAAAUGAAGCGGGAAGGCCGGCUCCUCCACUACCUCCCCAACCCCUCCCUGCCAGGGGGCUCUGCCGAGGCAGAGCUGAAUAUAAAGGCCGAGCAGGAUGGAGAGAAUGAGCCCGAGGGGCUGAGUGGGUCCCGGGAAACCAGGGGCUUGGUGUGAAGACUGUGCUGUCUUCAGGACCUCUCUCCGCUGGCUUCUAUGAGCACAGACGCUGCAGAGCCUGGGGGUAAAGGGGGAGAAUUAGCUGAGUGCACUGUUGGGGACUCAGGCACCAUCGAAGCUCUGUGGAGAGGAACCUUCCAGCUCAAGGCCUCCGUGAGCAGGUGGCCUCCGACCUGGUCCCCCCAUGGCGAUACUGACUCUUCUCUUCCAGCCUCUGUCAGGGGCCCUCCGUCAGCCGCCAGGCCAGGCUGGGCUUCCCCACAAUGUAGUUACAUGACUUCUGUCCUCACACACACACCUCUGCCAUUCGGCCUGACCGCCUCCCUCCUUGACUCUCAUGGCCGACCCACAGCUUCCUCCAGGGGCUACACCGAGAAACCUGCCCCUCACUCCUACCACCCCAAGCUCUUCAUGGAUUCAAGGAGGAGAUAUUCUGCCCACCUGGAAAUGCAAAUUGAGUGGCAAUUCCUUUCUAAUCUGAGGCCGGCGACCACUCACUGAGAGCUGUGAACAGGCCUAUGAUGGUCUGGCGCAAUCCGUGACGUGUGUGCGUCCCUCUCUUGUGUUCCUUGUGUCAAGUGCAGCCUACACAUCAGCUGUCCUGGGCGACCCCCAGGGGGCACAGAGAACUCUGACCAUGCCCGGUUGCUACCCGCCUCCCAGCCCUCACACUACGUCCUCGCCUUCCACUCAGAGAGCUCCAGCUGUUCUUUUCUAGUAUUGUUGACUUAAGAAUUUCAAAGU